This is a messenger RNA of Daldinia decipiens, 1307 nucleotides long. RefSeq names its product glycoside hydrolase family 43 protein. The record is from RefSeq and is a predicted model, not a curated record. Lineage: Eukaryota; Fungi; Ascomycota; Sordariomycetes; Xylariales; Hypoxylaceae. The transcript is spliced from 3 exons. Gene Ontology annotation, molecular function: arabinan endo-1,5-alpha-L-arabinosidase activity. Gene Ontology annotation, biological process: carbohydrate metabolic process. The coding region runs from base 270 to 1256 and encodes 328 amino acids.
CUUUCAACUGUCACCAUGGUGCGUGUCACAUUUGGUAUAAGUAGGUACCUAUAUACCCCACCCUUCACGGAUAAACCUGCGUAGUGAUUCCUCCAAUGAGAUACCACCAACAGUAGUUUAAGACUCUUCGAUAAACAACAAUACGAAGAUAUCGCCUGCUCAACCCGACAAAGUUGUCUCCAAAUUCACCUUUAUUACUGGUAAUAAGCUUCGAACGAACUGAAAAUCUGAUUAAUCUAAGAACUUCCCCUUUCGGAAUUCGAUAUUAUAUGCCGCUCGAAAUGACCAUGAUGCUUUAUAAUACUAUAUGGGCGCUUGUGCUCUUUUUAAGCACCGUGUCUGGAUAUGCUAAUCCUGGAGCAUGCUCGGGUACCUGCGUUAAUACGCACGAUCCGUCUGUCAUUCGACGAUCUGAUGGCAUAUACUUUCGCUUCUCUACAGGAGGCAAGAUAGCGGUUCAUACCGCACCAGAUAUUACAGGACCAUGGACGUAUAAGGGUGCAGCGCUUCCGUCGGGGUCGUCAAUCGAUCUUGAAGGGAACCAGGACUUAUGGGCUCCUGAUGUUGCUUUAAUUGGCAACACUUAUUACUUGUACUACGCAGUUAGUAAAUUUGGCGUGCAGGACUCCGCCAUUGGUGUUGCCACUUCGUCUACCAUGGACGUGGGCACAUGGAAAGAUUUAGGAUCAACAGGGAUUCGCUCGUCAUCCGGGAAGCCGUAUAACGCAAUCGACCCUAACCUCAUCAAUGUUAACGGAGAUUACCUCAUCACUUUUGGCAGCUUCUGGAAAGACAUUCACCAAGUAACCAUGAAGAAUCCGCCCAAGGCUGUGGCGAGUGGUGCCAGUGCAUCUCAAGUUGCUUUUGACCCUGUUAAGACCGACGAAGAGGGCGCCUUCGUAUUUAAACACGGAAACUACUAUUAUCUCUUCUUCAGCAAGGGCAAAUGUUGUGGUUAUGAUACAAGCCGGCCAGCUGCCGGUGAAGAAUAUAAGAUUCUAGUCUGCCGGUCGAUCUCUGCAACUGGUGGGUUCAUGGAUGCGAGUGGCAAAGCCUGCACUAACAGCGGUGGAACCGUGGUCCUGGAAUCCCAUGGAGAUGUUUAUGGGCCUGGAGGACAAGGAGUUUACGAUGAUCCUGUACAUGGACCAAUCCUUUAUUACCACUACGUUGAUACCAAGAUUGGCUUUGCGGAUGGCCAGAAGCAGUUUGGAUGGAACACUAUCGACUUUUCUAGCGGUUGGCCUAUUGUAUAAAAGUAAAUAACUACCUAAACUAGCUUCUUAAAUAAGAAGACUUAAAGCUUA